AUGCAGAUCCAGCCAUCAGAUACCUCCCUCCUCGUGACCGAGCCGUACUUCAACCUGCCCAACAUCCAGGAGACGUACGACCAAAUGGUCUUCGAGGAGUGGGAGUUUGACAGCUACUACCGGUGUACUCGCAUGUUCAGCAAUGAGACCGACAUUCCCCCCGAGUGCAUGAUCGUCAUUGAUGCGGGGUACUCCUUUACGCACGUCGUGCCGAUCCAGGGCGGCGAGGUUAAUCGACGUCGGCGGCAAGCUCCUGACCAACCACCUGAAGCACCUCAUCUCAUUCCGGCAGUGGAACAUGUCGGACCAGACGCACGUCGUGAACACGGUGCGAGAGGCGUGCGGAUACGUCUCGAUGGACUGGCGCAGCGACCUCGAGAAGUGCAAGAGUACGUGCUGCCAAACUUCUCGUCCAAGCCGUACGCUCGCACGGGAUACAUCCGAUCUGGACCGAACGCGCUCUCAGCAGAAGAGCUCGAGGAAGCGGAACUGUCGGAGAAGCCCGAGUCCAAGACGAAGAGGAAGGUUCCGGGCGACGACGACGAGGAACAGGUCCUGUUCAUGGGCAACGAGCGCUUCGCGGGACCAGAGCUGCUCUUCCACCCGGAUCAUAUCGGCAUUCAGCAGAUGGGUCUGCCGGAGACGGUGGCUUAUGUCAUCUCGUGCAUGCCAGAGGAGCUGCAGGGGAUGUACUGGGCGCACAUCGGUGUUGUUGGCGGUCUCGGCAACAUCGAUGCCUUGGGAGAACGUCUGGAGCGCGACCUGCGUGCGCUGUGCCCGGUGGACUAUGAUAUCGGCAUCUACGAGGUGUUUGAACCCGUUUCUGCACCCUACCAGGCGGCCGUGUCGUUGGCGUCCAAUGACGUCUACCUAACCAACUACCCUGUGACCCGUGCCGAGUACCAGGAGCACGGAUCGACGAUCUGCCGUCGCAAGUUUGGUGGACCGGCGUACAACGUCAGCCCUCCUGGCUUCUCGCGCACCGACGAGGAGCCCGUCGACGAGCACGAGCAAGAGUUGCGAUACGCGCUUGGGCUGGACAGCAUCAAGGGGAGGGGCAAGCGCAAGGGGGAGGAGGAGGUCACGAGUGGAAACUGGGGUGGCCGGAGGAGGCGUGCGCAGGAGUCGGGGCUGGUGUCUGGUCGAUUAAGAUGA
This is a messenger RNA of Trichosporon asahii var. asahii CBS 2479, 1155 nucleotides long. RefSeq names its product protein-vacuolar targeting-related protein. Lineage: Eukaryota; Fungi; Basidiomycota; Tremellomycetes; Trichosporonales; Trichosporonaceae. The record is from RefSeq and is a predicted model, not a curated record. Gene Ontology annotation, molecular function: nucleosome binding. Gene Ontology annotation, cellular component: Swr1 complex. The coding region runs from base 1 to 1155 and encodes 384 amino acids. The transcript has 7 exons.